Messenger RNA from Spizellomyces punctatus DAOM BR117, 10364 nucleotides. RefSeq lists its product as uncharacterized. The record is from RefSeq and is a predicted model, not a curated record. The transcript has 7 exons. Bases 474 to 10364 code for a protein of 3296 amino acids. NCBI's taxonomy places the organism in Eukaryota, Fungi, Chytridiomycota, Chytridiomycetes, Spizellomycetales, Spizellomycetaceae.
CACUAGUGCAAAAAAACGACAAGAACGAAGCGAAAAAAAAACCUAGAGUGGGCCGAUGAGCGCUCAACCAAUAGAUGCGUUAGACCACCCUGUCGUCCUGGACGUCGGUCGGAGCGCGGCGGAAGUAGCGACCAGACGGGGGCAUUUUGUGAUGCCAGAGGGCGCUGGAUAGUUCACAGUGAUUGAGAGUGCUACAGUAAAUAAUAUGCCAAACAUGGCCAUCGACCGAUGUUUGUUGACCAGGAAAUAGUGUUUUGUGGGAGCAAACCGGAGGAUUGUACCCAUUCGUCCGUUCAGGUCCGAUUUCGAUCUUUGUAUAUACGUUGGACGUUGAAGCAGUUGUCCACUGCAUCACAAGCAAGUCGGAGUUGGAACGAUCCUACUACGACCGGCUAUUCCAAAGAGCCUGGGCAUAGCUUUGGGCAUUUUAUACCUCAUCUAUCCCACACGACGUCUUGUACCAGGACGGAGCAAUGUUGCCGCGUCAUGUCCCUGCUGGCUCAGGGCAGUCCGAUCGUGGAGACGAUCAGACAAUUAUAGAAGAUGCACAGCACGAUCUUACACCUACUCUAAGUCUCUCAUCUAUCUAUGAUCGAUGCUACACGCAAGCAGUCUACAAACCCAUCGCAACUGAAAAUAAUGUGGGCAAGCACCACGUUGGAGAUUACGAAGCCGUUUACCCCGAUUCCUCAGAAUCCUCACUAUCAACUCCAUUCCUUUCCCCUCCACGACGAAAAGAAACAUCAGAUGCCUAUGACCCCGACGAUAUGCUGUGUACGGUCGCCGAUGAGGCGUGGUCAGAUAGGACACCCAAGAUCUCAUGGUUCCAACGAGUGCGAAGCUGGUAUAAGCCUGUUUACGACUACAAAACUCCAGGAUUAAGUUACGAUGAAAGACGUAGACCUCGGUAUUGUGGGGGAAGACUGAAACGAUGGCAGUUCAUCCUGCUUCAUGCACUGAUCAUUGGACUAUUCAUGGCGAUCGUCGUUGCACCCCUCACGUACUUUGUGAUCAUCCCCGCCAUUAUUCAGAGCAAAAUCAACGGCAUCGAUAUGAAUUCUCUGGGCAUUUCGCGAAUUGAUGUUGUGAGCUGGUCUGCAAAUGGCCUCCGCUUUGGUUUCGCAGCCAUCCUGCCGUCCCAGCUCUUCCUUCCAAUACGCGUCACCCUCGCACCAAUGUCCGCCGUUGUCGGUGAAAAGAAGAAUUUCAAAGAUGGUUGGGCAGAAGCUAAAUUGCCUGAGUUCAGCAUCAAGAUCAACGAGGAGAUCAAACUGGAUUUUGAAGGGGAUCUCCUAAUUCGUGACAGUGUAGCGCUUGCAGGACUGAUUGAGGCGUUUUCAAAUGAUAAACUGCAGGGAAUGCCUAUCAGGGCAAAGUUUGGAGCAACAAUCAAAUUCUGGGGAAUUACUUGGUACAAGAAUCUCCCUCUACACAAGGAUCUGAAUGUGCCCGACAUAGGCCCAACUGUAGCUGGUCUCUAUAAGGCUCUGCCGCAAGCUGUGAGGGCCAGAAAUUUGAAUCAAGCAAUAAGAUCCCGUUUUGCAGCAAAGGAUCUAUGGACUUUUGAGGACCCAAGCCUCCCUGACAUGGCCAUCCAAAGUGUCAAUAUCUCCAUGUCUGAUACCGGCCUUGGUUUGAACGUCGGCGUGGUAUUCGAAAAUCCCACCAUUAUUCAAGUUGGCGUUCCAACACUUUCCGUCGGGCUCUCUGUUCUUGACCGUACCAUUGCCGUUGUGACAUUACAGGGUGUCAAUAUGUAUCGAGGCGUGACUGAGAUGAAGCUGGAAGCUGAUGUUCGAUUCGUUGAGGCAGAGGCUGAGACCACUGGAAAAGUCAUUGGAGCGUUGGUUGGAUGGCUGCUUGGAGCGGAGGAUCCAGAGGGGAUGCGUCCUUCCGUAAAGGGUCCUGUUGCAAUGGAAGGAGUACAAUUUGUUGGAGAUGUUACGAAACCGCUAUCACUAUUGCUGCCUGUCAAUGCGACCCUCGAGGCACUAAAUUUCGGCAAUCUUAAGGGAUUAUUAUCAGUAUCAGGUAUUGAGAGACUUUUGUCCUCGUCCAAGUUUUCGGCCUCUGUGGGCUCGACCGACAUCACUGCCCCCAUUUCUCUCUCGUUACCGCGAUUAAUACCACUUCCACCCAUCGAUUUCACGUACAUCACAUCCUUGAAUGUUCAUCGAGCCCUGGAUGUCACCGUCAACCCGAUUCGCAUUGUGACAGGACCAGAGGAUAUGAAAAUCAGCACAACCGUGGUCGUCGUACCGGUUAACACGGACGCUGCUGCAGCCGGCCUUGCUGCCGCAAUCAACCCCAUCUUACAAGCCAAACCGCAGAUCUCAUCAAUAAGCAUUUUGGGGCUCACGUUUACCGCGCCGCUUGCUGCUACAAAUAACACAUCAAACAAUACGACAACGAGGACAGGUUUCAAAUGGUCUGACACCCUUCUUAAACCUACGACCAUUCCAGUACCCCUUCCGGUACUAUGCAUCCCUUGCAUUGUGACUCAACUCACCCGUAAUGGAACACAACUUCCGCUUUCAAUACACGCCCUCGACGUCAACCAAUUACUUGAUGCACCCGGAUUUGGAGCCAAAGGGCAAGUAGGGAUAGCGUACCCCACGGCGCUCGCCAAGUUGGAAAUGAACGUCGGAUACGUCGGAGUCGGUGUACAAAUGGGGUCCGCCGCGGUUCCCGUCGUUGGAGUGGACCUACCCACAGGGUUACGCUUUUCUCCAAUUAAUGGGAAUGGCGAGACAGCGGUCGAUCUUGAUGCUCGAUUGGUUAUUGGAAGGAAUGACAAGAUUGUAGGAGUUGUGCAAGGUUUUGUUGAUGCCUUCAUGGCAGAUACCCCAGCGAGCGACGGAGCAACUAUUGUUACGAUUACAGACAUCCUCUUUGGGGCGGCACCGACAAACCGAUUUGUGACAUUCUCGAAGAUAGCACUCUCUAUCGAUACACAGCAGUUCAAAGAGAUUGCUUCGACGUUUGUGAACUCAGCCCUCGGCCAAGUGCUGAAGAAGGAUUUGAUAGUCUUGAACGACUUGGGCCUCAACGUAAUUUCAGCUGGGCAGGUGGAUAUUGGGAUUAAAGCGUUGGUAAGGAAUCCGGUGAUGAUUGGGCUAAAUAUUGGUAGUAUUGUCGUGGAUGCGGCGUUGGAUGAUGGCCACUUGUCGGGUGUGUGGGUCUCACCCAUCGUGCUUGGCAAGGGUACAUCACCUAUAGAUUUGGCUGCAAGCGCGACACCGGCGACAGGUGGGAACGGCAUGGCGAACAAAGUGGCUGUACUGGUCGGUGACUUAAUCGCAGAACAGAUAUCGUCGGUCGUACUGGGCAUCAGUGGGUUCAAGAUGAUUCCACCUGGCAUGGUGGCAGGAAAUGGAACUGGCGGCGCGAUUAUUGACCAAUUCAGCGGUCUGAAAUUCCGUAUCCCCCCCCCCCUGCUACAUCGUCUGAAUCCUUUGAGAUCAGACGCUUCCAUCAACCUAUCGGAAAUCUUAGGUGUUGACCCACAGCUGAAUGGCUUUGGGUUGGCACUAUCGAGUGCGUCUGUACGGACGCUCCCGCAAGCGUCUUUGGCAGUGGGCGCCGGGGCCCAACUGACUAAUCCUAUGCCAGUUUCCGCUAAAGUCCCUUAUGCAGAGAUUACAAUGGAAUUCGGAGGUUUGGACUUUGUGGUGGUGUCCGUGUCCAAUAUUUCGGUUGUGGCGAAGGGGACCGGCAGCAUGACUCCAUCGCUCUCAAUGCGGUUUGUCCACAGCGAAGGCAUUCAGGAUAAAGUGGCUGAGUUCGUCAGCACCUUUAUCAACGGGAGGAUAAUGGAUGGCGUAGGUAUCAAGACGAUAUACUUUGGCACAGGCCCAAAUGAACGGAACGACCUUCUUUCCGCCGUAAAGCUAGACGUCAGUUCAUUCACGAAGAACAUCCGAACCGAAAAUAUUGUGAACGGUAUCGUUGGCAUGGUUUUAGGCAAAGAUUUCCACUUUCCUCUUAGCGUGAACGACCUUUUCGGCGCCGUAAAACAAAUCGUGGAAGGUACGGUGCGUGUGGAGACCCAGGCCAACAAAAUCAUUGCGGCAAAUCUGGAUGGGAUGAGAAUGGCUUUUCCGUUUACGAUAGAUGCUGACAUUGGCCUGGUCGGGGUUGGCAUCGGGAUCGAUGGAAAUGGGCUUAUGGAUGUAAACAUACCUACAGGUGUCAAAAUUGUGACGAGCAGAAUCAAUGGGUUGGGAGCUCUUGUCAGAUUUGCAGAUGGGGAAGGCACGCAGAACAGUGUCGCCGACCUCGGUAGAUGGAUGUUCGAAGGGAACGAAAAAGGUGUUAGCAUCGUCGCCGCUGGGUUGCGUUUGGGGGUCUCGGACUCGGACAGGAUAAGCAGUUUCGAUAAAGUCACGAUCAGCAUUCCGAUUCAGUCUAUAAUUCGAUCGGAAAGCGACUUGUCACCACUCCUGAACCUGUUCGCGCCCUCAAUAACGCGAGUCAAUUUGGCCACAAUGCCUGGGAACGCCAUGUCGCUCGCAGCUGGUGUUGCCAUACAAUCACCGAUUCAACUUGCUGCCAAGUUGGGAUGGGUUGGAGCCGAUGUGAACUUGGACUCUCAUCCUGUUGUGGAUGUUGGCCUUCCCAACCUUGCAAUUGAUGCUUCCAACGGCUCAAGUACGCUGGCUGUAGCAACAUCUUUGUUAUUCAAAGACACGGACGGCACUCGCCGAGCAGUGGCAAAACUGGUCAACGGAAUCGCAAAUGGCGGUGUGGAAAAUGUCAUAGGCAUUAAAGGUCUCGUGCUGGGCGCGUCGGAAGCGGACUCCAUCAAGUCUUUCCAGAAGCUGUCCAUUCCUUUCCGCGUUGCGAGUCUUUUGAGCCAGUUUGGCAUGACGGUUCCCGUCGAUUACGCGCAAGUCCAACGCUUCCUUACAUUGGGUCUUCUAAGCAUGGCCAUAGAUAUCACCAGUGGUAAGAAAAUGGACGUGGGCGUCGGCGCCAAUAUUUCGAUUGUGCCCUUCCCCACGACGAUCAACAUUGGUAGUGUUGGUGUAGAGGUUGACGUAAAUGGCGCGGGACUGAUGGGAGUCGGACUAUCGGAAGGUAUCCAUAUUGGGCGCGCGAAUACCGAAAUCAAGGCUACAGUGACCUUUAGAGAGUCUGACAGGACGGAGAGAGAGGUUGCACGGCUUGUGGAUGGAUUCCUAAACGGCCCUAAAGUUGGGUCUACCAUCGGGAUAGGCCAACUGGUAAUCGGGAACAGUUUUGCGAAAGAAGACCGUAUCACCAUAUUGGAUCAGGUCCAUCUCCCAUUGGAUGUAGAUAAAGUCUGCCAAGGGUUGGGGAUCGCAGUUCCGAUGGAUAUUACCCAGCUGCUAGGAUCGACUUCUACCUCCCUCGGGACCCUCCAUAUUAAAACCGAACCCCGCCAAACGCUGUCUAUCACGGCCUCCACCAAUUUUACCCUCCCAUUCUCGUUCCCAGUUGAUCUGAAGGUUGGCUAUGUCUCGGCAGGCGCAAAUGUUGGCGAUAAGAGAGAUCAAAUGCACCCGCUGGCCGACUUCAGCAUUCCAAAUGGCAUGGUGAUCAAAGGAAAUGGGUUUGGGGCCGACCUGAGAGCCUCCUUGAAGUUCAAAGACCAAGAGGCGACGCGAGAGGUUAUUGCGGGUAUGGUUCAAGGAUUGUUUGAUAAAGGCAUGGACGGUUGGGUUGGAGUGGAGGGGAUCAAGGUCGGCGGAAGCGAAAACGAUGUUAUCCGGGCCUUUUCAAAAGUGCGCGUGAAUCUCUCGCUGGCAAGACUUCUAUCGCAGCUCAAUAUCGCCACUCCCCUGAAUCUUCCAUCGCUUGCGUCGCAACUGAAUGCAACUCUCUCUGACCUGACGGUUGCAACUGCUCCAGCAUCCUCUCUGGAUGUAAGCACCAAACUUGGGUUUACCCUACCGUUACCCUUCAGCAUCACGUUCCAAGCUGAUUACUUUUAUGCGCGGGCGACUGUUGGAAAUGCUCCACUUGCGGUGCUUCAAAUGCCGGGUCUAAGUUUGGGCACUGCUGAUCACGGACGUAAUACUCUCAAUGUUGCGACCCGACUGAAGUUUUUAGAGACCGAGCAGGGGAUGACUGAAGUUGCGAGGAUAGUUGAUAACGUACUGCAAAGAGAUAAGGCAGAUUCCAGCGUUGGAGUUGAUGGAGUGAUGUUUGGUAGUAGUGACGAUCCGGACAAUUGGAUUCGCUUUCUCUCCAAAGCCAAAAUCAAUCUGCCCGCUGAUUCUCUUCUUCAAUCCUUCGGCGUGACCCUCCCUUUGUCGUUGACCUCUCUGCCAUCAAGGCUCAAUGUUACAAUGGAUAAUCCUGUGCAGCUUAAAACACUGCCAAAACGUCAAAUGGCCGUCAAUACUGUGGCCAGUUUCGCCAUGCCUUUUGCAAUCGACUUGAGUAUCGGUUUUGUCAGCGUUCGAGCCAAUGUGAAUGGGAAAGGGUUGGUUAAUGUCGCCCUGCCUGGACUAACGGUGAAAAAAGAUGAAGGAAGAAGCCGAAUUACAGUAGAUACAGUUGUGACGUUUGAGGAUGGAUCGGAUAUCCAAGUGGAAUUGGCAAACGUUGUCGCUGAAAUUGUAGAGGCAAAGUUGAAGAGUAGGGUUGGCGUGGACCACCUAGUGUUUGGGGUCAGUGAGCAGGAUACGAUCAAGUCAUUCUCCAAAGCAAAUCUGGCUCUCCCCGUGUCCGCCUUUGUCAAUGCCACGGAGCCUAUAAAUCUGGGCACUGUCACGGCCUCCUACCUGGAAAGCAUGCUCUUGUCGAACAAUUCUUCAGAGUCAACAGGUCUAACAAUCAAGCACGCAUCCCUAUCUGCGCUUCCAUCCGACAAACUCAAUGCCAAGGCGCAAGCUCACGUCCCACUCCCACUGCCAUUCAAGGUGGAGUUGGACAUUGGGUACGCAGGCGUGAGGUGGAUUGGAGUGGACAAAACCAAAGUUUUGGGAGUUGAUGUUCGAGGAAUACAACUCAAAGAUGAGAACGUGGAAAUUGACGCCCUUAUGGGGUUUGAAGACUCGGGCGAUUCUAGAAGCGUUCUGAAGCACGUAACUGAUGGGAAUGGUGAUGGCUCGUUUCCUGGCACGCUUGGUAUCGCCGGUUUGGUGUUUGGCGCUACCGAUGGUGACAUUAUUCAGGCCUUUUCAAAGAUCGAGCUACCAAUUCCAAUCAACCCCGUUGGCCAAGUACUCUCUAAAUAUGUCAAUCAGCUUAUUGAUAACCUGCUGUCUGGAGUUCCAUCAACUGGUGCAAUCCAACAUGCACCUUCCAAAGGCUUCCAAAUCCAUUUCUCAAAAAAUGCUUCACUGACCAUCUCUCACGCUAGUGUUGAGUUUCAACCUGCAAGUAUAAUAACCGCGGACGUAACCGGGAGCCUACAAUUUCCGGUUGAUAUCGCGGCGGAUUUGCCAUUUCUUGCAGUUGCAAUCGGAUUGGAUGAUGUCAGCUUUCUCGAUACUAGCGUAAACGGUGUCAAAAUCAAUGGCCAAGGUGAAAAUGGCCUGCAGCUCGGUGCUAAGCUUAAAGUCUUCGACUCGGAUCCCGUUCAAGAUAAAGUUGCGGCGAUUGCUACGGCUUUCUUCGACAAUCAGAGCAACCUCCCAGGUCGCUUGAGAAUUACCGGGAUCAAACUCGGUGUAGCAUCGAUAGAUUCUAUCGAGACUUUUAGCGAAAUGGUGUUUUCCUUGUCCCUUGAUCGAGUCCUCGGCCCUUUCAUCAAAGGUUCGAAAAACCAAACACUUGACAUUGGAGAGUAUGUCAACGGGAUCAAACUCAAUAAAGUAGGGGUUCGCGCAGUAGAAGGUCGAGCUCUGAUAGUGGACGCCGGAGUCGGAUUUAACAGUCUAUUCCCCAUCACUAUCAAAGGGCUUGGCUAUGUUGCUGUCGAUCUUGGGGUGGACGAAGUGGACUUGAUGACGGUAGGCUUACCUGGGAUAAUGUUGGUUGACGGUGCAAACUCCAUGGACCUCCGCGUGAACGUCGGUUUUCGUUCAUCGGAUAGCGUUCAGACAAAGGUGGCGUCGUUCUUCCAGAAUAUCUACACCGUUGGAUGGGGUAACACCAAGGAACUGCUUGCUCUCGCUGGUCUAAAAGUCGGAUACAGUGAAAACGACUACAUACGCGCCUUCUCAAAAGCUAGGUUCGGACUUCCCAGUGCGACUGUGCUAAGUCCCGGAAAUGUCGAUUGGGUCCUGUCCCUAGUUGGCAUGAAUCGCUCAGAUUUCACUGCAGCGAACUUACUGCCGCGUAUCGAUAUACGAGGCGCUCAUAUAUCGUUCGAUGACCAAGACAGGUUACAAGUUGUUGGCAAAGCUCUUUUGAAAGGCUUCUCCAUUGACGCUUCGAUUGCUUUCCCACACGUGUCUACUCAACUCGGACUGAGCGGGCUAGUGUUUGCGGAUUUGGAGAUGAAAAAUCUUGUUAUCAGGCAACAAGGUGGAAAUGGACUCUUGACCGAAUUUACCAUGACCAUGGCAUUCCCUAAUGGUGGAACAGGCGGGAUUCAGCAAGCUGUGGCCGAUAUCGCGAGUGAUAUGCAAAAACCAAAUGGAACAAUUAGGGGCGUUGGGCAAGCGACCAAGUUUGGAUUCGGCGUUUCCAGGGAUGACAUGAUUGACGCCCUUGGAAAAUGUGUGGGUGAACUCUCCAUGCAAUCCAUCGGCAGACCCGCUGCAUCCCUUUUCCACGAUCUGUUAGUAUCAGUGGUUCUCGACCUUGUCGAUUUGGCUCCUGUGAGCGAGAGUGCCUUAGAAGCGAACGUAAUUGCCCAUAUGACCCCUAUCAUUCCAGACAUUAUGGCGUCGAUUCCCUUCUUGUUUAUUGACGUUCGAGUGGAUAGCAAUGUCUUCGUAAUGGCAGAAGCGACAGAUAUUCGACUCGACCCGUCAGGCAAAGUGCUUGUCAAGGCAAAUGCGGGAUUUGCAUUGCAAAAUCGCGCCGCGGCGCAGACACUGGCUACUAUCGGUGGAGACGCCAUAUUCCGGCGUCCAAAGCCAAUCUCAACCAAGGUUGCUUUUAGCGGUAUCAGAUUUGGAAGGUCAAAGGAGACUGCCAUACGAAUCGCUGAGACCGCGAUCAUCGAUUUCGAUGUAGCGACCUUCCUAAAGGGCGUUGCGGACUAUAUCUCAUCCCCUGCAACUGAGAUGGUUCUCACAGAUAUUAUUACCCAGAUUACACCGGAAGGCGCCGAUGUCAAAGCAACAGGCAAACCUCUCGGACCCCUCAUGCCAUUCCGAGCCCGACCCGGAGCUAGCGCUGUAGCGGUUGUGACAUACGACAAAACAGAUAUCGUUCAAGUGUAUUUCAACAAAAUCGGCAUUGAACCUGGCAAGCCUAUUGAGCUGGACAUCAAAGUCCACUUCCUUCUUCCAAAUGUCGUAGAAUCCCUGCAAGAUAUCAUUCCGCGGUUGCUGACAUGGCGAAAUAUUGCAGAACGAGCCACUUUGGGCAAAUUGGCAUUAACAAUGGGUGACCCACGGUCUCCGAGUGUCAGCUUCAAUAUGUUUGACCAAGUCGCCAUUCAGGCCCCCGAACUUUAUAUGUAUCAGCCGCUGGUUGUUCGUCCCAAACUCGUCAAUCCGUUAACCCAGGGUCUUGGCCUCGAUGUCUUUGUCGGUAUGCCAAAUCCUGGUCCAUUCCAUUUGAAUCUGGGUGUUGUCGGUGCGAAGAUCACGAAUGGUGGAGGAGAGUUUGGACGCGCCAGCACACCAGACGGGAUCGUUCUUAAGAAUGUAAACGAGGGCGGCAAUGAUCCGAACCGUAAUCAGUUCCGGCUGGCGGUUCGGCUAGAAUUACCUAAGAAUCCUCUGUUGAUCUGGGGAGCGCUUCUCGACAUUCUAACGGGAAAAUUCACUGAUUUUAACCUCGAGUUCUUUGCGGAAACGAUCGGGGGCCAGCGGGUUCCGUGGUUGACAGCGUGUUUGGAUGGUGUUCCACUAUAUCUCAAAGGCAACCUUUUGCGAAUUAUUGUGGGUCUCCUUACACAUAUGAAAAUCCAGCUUGGACCGCUUACGAUUCCGCCGCCUCCGAUAUUUAACCAGGCAGCGCAGAACCUCCUUGGCAGCCUGCCGCAACAGGUGCUGAUUACAGACUUUGAUGCUCCACUGGGCUUCCUGCCAGCAAAUUCGACGCUUCCCGCCGCUAAUCAAACGAUACCGGCGAACAUUACCUCGUCGGUCUCCUCAUCCUUGUCUGCUCCGACCGUUUCCACAACAGUUAUACUGCAACCAACUUCCAGCGCGCCUAAUAGGGCUGCUUCAGCGCCCGCACCCGCGCGGUCAGUCUCGGCAUCGGCGUCGUUUGUUGCAUCAGCCACAGCCGCAAGGCCACCGCCAGUACCAUCACUGGUCGUUACUUAG